GAAAACUAAGAUGUACUAUUCAUUGGCUAUCAAGUGUAACACUCUACAGUGUUUUUAGAUGUUUGUUUGCAUCUUGACCUCUACAUACGGUUUUAUUUUACAUUUUUUCAUUAUAUUUUACUGAAACAUGUCUCUUGCUGAUAGUCUAGCCACUUGUAAUGAACACUGUAUUUCACACGUAUAAUUGCCACCUGCUUCACCGCUACCUUUUCUUCUAUCGCCUGAUUUCUUUUGGGGAUUAGAGGAAAGUGGUUGUUUUAAAGGGAUGGGCUUGAAGCAUCAACUAAUUUAACACAACAUUACAAUUGUGUGCAGAUACAUUCAGAUUAAUCUGAUUAUGUCAAUAGCAUUAGUGUAUUGUCCAGAAAAUACAUAUAGCAUCUCUGCAGUUUAGAUUUGGAUAACUCUCUAUGCAUUUCUCUUCACUUAAGAUCCCUCUCCACUUGAAAAUGUGUUUUCCUUAUUGUUACUUCUCUCUGUUCUUCACUGUCCAGAACGAUGUACGUGCAGAGUUUGAUACUAGAAGGCUGUUUUCACACUCAUGUGAUGAGGAGGAAAAGUUUCUCUGCUCACCUAAAACUGAGUUUAAGACAUGUAUGUAUGCGCAGGAUUUUGUGACAUCACAACUAGUUUGGAAGCCAAUCUUGGUACAAUAUGAAACCUACAUUGAGGAUAGACUUUUCAAUGAAAUGUAUUAACAGUAUUUAUACAUUAUGGAAUUUAAACAAGGGAGGAGUGGAUGUAACUCUAAUUUUCAACACUUUAAUAUAAUUUUUUUGUGGAAAAGCCAUAUCACACACAUAUACUACUAUUUAAAGAAGAGUACUUUUUAUUCUUCUUUAAAACGUCUGGCGGGGGGCUUUAACUUUUGAAUUACACUGUAGCAGCUAACUUCAAUUACCAACUCAGUGAUGGAAAGAAAGAAAAAGACAGAAGACAUAAAAAAAUUGAAUUGGGACAGCUUGUAAAAAGGGAACAUACCAACAGAACAAUACAUAAAAUGAUCAUGAAGAUACAAUUCGAUGCUAUUUUGUACUGUAAAAGAGAAAACUUAAAAGGUCUGUUAAGUUACUUUCGGCAUUAAUUGCUGUUAACAUAUUAUCUAAUAGAUUAUAUUAUAAUAGACUAGACUUACUUGCAGACAUGAGAAAUGGAUUAUUCCAAGACAAAAUCAAUUACUGUUAAGUAUGCUACCUAAACAUAAUAAUAAUUUUGUAGUGAUUAUUUCCGGCCUCUAGAGGGCAGUGUAAAACAGGGUAAAGAGAUGACAGCAAAGGAACUUAAACAGGCUUUUCACAGGCACUGUAUAGCAGAUCUUAAUAUUGACAGGUAUAACAAAAGUAUCAAUUCAUCUUUGUUGUUUAAAGAAUGGCAAAGUAUAAAAUAAAAUAAUUUAAGGGAAGUACGAAAAGACAGAAGAUAGAUACCGGCAAGUGAAUGCUCUUAUUUAGUUAUAUUUAUAUUGCAGGUGAAUAAUAAAGACCAAGGAUUUAUUAUGGAGUGGAGGAGCUAGGGAGGCAACCACAUGACAAGUAUCAAAGAGAGGAAAACAUCACACAGACUGUUGUCAUAACAACAUAUUGCAAUGAACACAAAGUACCAUCUGGUAUGAGAUACAUCGAGAGGACAAGCCGAUAGAUAAUUAUUUCCCGGGAAUAAGAAUUAGACUGAAUGAGCAGCUUCCAUCCGAGCACUGUGAUAAAAAAAUAUAUAAUGUAUUAAGCAUGGAAAUAAGUUCAGCAUCAAACUGCAUCAUCAAAAAAACAUGUGACGAAUAGAUAUAACCUUUUAUGGAGGCCAAACAGACAGUGGAGAGCAGUCCACAAAUAAAGAAAUGCUGCAAGUCGUGGGAACGUGUGAUUAACUCUCUAUUUCAUAAGAUCUAAAUGUGGGAAUGGAAAGUACCAGUUAAGAGAGGAAGAAGUUUGGAUUGCACAAUUUUGAGCCAAAUGUCCCAAUUCAUAGUUGAUACCACACACAAUAAUCACACACAUUAAUCUGUAUUCAAUCUGGGUCCAGACUGACCUUGAGCUUUUCACCUGAAGUAUGCGCUUUGCAUCCAUUAAGUCGAUGUGGUGUAAAACCAUCUCACAGCAUCAGCGUGAAGUGUCUAUUACCACCGUCUUAUUUCCUGUUUAUAUGGCAACUGCCUCAACAUCCUGUUUUUAAUUACUUCUCUCCAGCAGCAGAUGCUUCUCACAGCAACCUGCUGUGGAUUACUCCCCUGAGAACUAAUGUGCUGUGACAGACCCCACUUUUCCAAUCAAUAACUCGCCCUAAAUCUGCCAUCUCUCUGCCUGCCAAACACACUCCCACUUCUAAUGGCACAUCAUUUUCUUUAAGGGGGUGUAAUUGCAGACUGUGGAAAGCUGUAGCCUUUUGUGUUCCAACUACGUAGAUACUGUAAAGGAAUCUAAAAGUACAGAAACUAGAGCAUGCGGGUGACACAGGAAGUGAAGGGGGCUUUACACUGUGUUCAGUCUCGCCACCAUUUCCAUCACUUUACCCUUUGAGAAAGCAUUCACUUCCCUGUUUUGGCUGAGUGCUCAGAUAAAAUCGCUGUGCGGCUUCAUAAACCUGUUGGCGCAAGCUUGUCAAGAUGGUUGUGUGAUUUCUGUGACUUCAAAACUCGAGUGGACUAAUGAGGAAUAACAUCUACAUAAUGUUCAAAAUUUCAGAAUGAAGCUGGAUCUAAACUUCUCCAACAUGUCUGUGGAGUCUGGUGCUGUAAAGCCAGAGCAGGGACCGGUGGAGUACCGCAUGGCAGGCCUGAUCUUCUACGGCUUCGUCUUCGUCAUAGGAGUCAUAGUCAAUGUCACUGCUUUAUGGGUGUUUUCUCUCACUACCAAGAAGAAGAACUCUGUCACCAUCUACAUGAUAAACGUGGCGGUGGUGGACCUCACCUUCAUCCUGCUGCUUCCCUUCCGAAUGGUCUACCACCACCAGGACUAUUGGCCCUUUGGAGACAUUUUCUGCCGAAUCAGUGCAGCUCUCACCAUCUUCUACCCCUGCAUGGCUCUGUGGCUGUUUGCUCUGAUCAGUGCUGACCGCUACAUGGCCAUCGUUCAGCCAAAGCACAGCAAGGAGCUGAGGAAUGUCCCAAAGGCCGUGGUGGCAAGUAUUGGGGUGUGGCUCAUGACCAUGGGCAGCACCGUACCCCUGCUGUUCUCUGAGGAUGAUCCCGAUCGCGUCUCCAACUUCACCACCUGCAUCAAGAUGCAAGACAUCAUCUACAUGCGCCGUGACAACCUUGUCAACUUUGUGCGGCUCAUCUUCUUCUUCCUGGUUCCCAUAUGUAUAAUGAUUGGCUGCUAUAUUGUCAUUGUGGAUAAUCUGAUCCACGGCCGCACCUCUAAACUCAAACCUAAAGUGAAGCAAAAGUCCAUCCGGAUUAUCAUCACACUGAUUGUCCAAAUGUUGGUGUGUUUUGUGCCUUUCCAUGUGUGUUUAGUGCUCCGUUUGGUGGGGACAGGCGAAGAUGGAGGGUUUAGCACAUGGGCGGUCUUCACCACAUUCCUGAUGAACCUGAGCACAGUGUUGGAUAUCAUUCUGUUCUACAUCGUCUCCAAACAGUUCCAGGACAGGGUGAUCAGCGUGAUUCUGUACAGGAACUAUCUGCGAAGUGUGAGACGGAAGAGCAGGCACACACACACAGGCAGCAUCCGAUCAAUGAGCAACCUGACCAGCGCAAUUAUAUGAAACAACCGUCAAACUUUCAUGUCAAACAGCGCACUGAUAUGUGCUGUGCACGCUUUGGAUCACAAUGUAACACUGAAUGCUUCACUGUGUACAUGGUUCGUUAUCAAAAGGAUCUAAACUUGCAAUUAAUUUCCAAGGUGUAAUUUACACUCACAGUAUGGGAGUGCUGCUGUUGUGGCAAAAACAUCUGUGUUCAGAGCUGAUUGACUCACCCAUGAGACUUGAGAUGUUUUUUGUGCAUCUUUGCUUUGGCAGACAAAGCACGAGUAUGUGUGGCUCAGGUGUAAUACAUGCAGGCGAAAAUAAAGCUCAUAAUCAUUCAAAACAUAGCCCACAGUAUCGCAGCAUUUGCUUUGUUGUUAUGCACAUUGAAACUCUUCUCAACCACGUCAACCAACACCUAUAAAGGGCCUGUCUGCCUCCACGGGGGGUGGGGGGGGAACCAACAGGAAACAAUGGUGGGUUCUGGAAGGUUGCUUUUGUUUGGUCGCUGCACCACAUUUUCAACUUUGCCUCUGUAGCACCUCAGUGCUUCAUCAUGGCUUAAAUAUAAGUAGUGAAUGCUGCAUAAUGUUAUGCACAUGCAAAUAAUUAAGUUUGCUUGACUGGUGCUACUUCACCGUGUCAUAUUUGGGAAGUCUGAGUUCAAGCCCAACCACUUAUAUAUACAAGACAUAAUUUUAUCACUCACCACAAUCGUCCUGAAAGUUGCUGUUAACUUAUUGACCAGGUGAUGGCAGCAUGGCACAGCUAGACCACAUCUCCCAAACAAGUCAAAACCUUGCCUUUUUUUUAACUUUUAAAGUGGAUAGUGCAAGAUUUUUGAUUCUCUGCUUUAUACUUUUUCUUGUUUCUGCAUUUUAUCACAUUUCAACUGGCUUUAUAAGACCAAACAUUUCAUUAUUUUAUGCUUUGAAAUAACCAUUCCACCUCAUCACAGAAAAGUUAAUGACACAGCUUCAGGAGUCAGACUAAAGUGUGUUUAUGGUUCAAUGCAAAUCAUAUUGAUCAGAUGUUAAAUGAUUCAGCCACUUGAAGUGCAUUUACAGUAACAUCCUCAAGAGAUGUCAGCGAGGGUAUUUACUAGAUUUAAAGCAACCUUAACCUUAAGAAAGAAAAACCUCUUCUGCACAGGAAUACUUUAAUGUCGGUUACUGCUGGGACUAUAAGCACCACGAUGCUAGAUCCUGCAAAUGACCCCCAAUAUAUUCCUAAAAUGACAGACAAGUGAUUUGUUAGAAGGUACUGCAUGUGUGACAGUUCUAUUUCUGUGAGGAUACUGUUUAAUUUAAAUUAAGGAAAGAAACUCAGGUUUGCAUGGGAUGGUUUUAAUAGGUGUCCUGCACAAACAUCACCCGAGCUAAAAUUUGAUUUGGUGUUGCCAAUUGUUAAAAUAAUGGAGUUAGUGUGUCCGUCAGCCCUACACAGUCUCAACUGGGUUAGACAGUGAGUCAGUGUGGCUGAGUAACUAUGUAAUGUCUUAUACAAUUAGACAGUCAAUGUGCCCUGUGGUGUAACCACAUGUACCAUAGCAAUUCUUGGAAUGAUUAUCAUAUGACUGAUCAAUUGCAAACAGAACUAAAUAGAUUGCUUUAUGCUGUGCAAUUCCUAAAACGUUUCUGGUUGUAUUAAUGUUUUCUCUUCCCAAGCCCAGUUAAAUUCUCACUGAGAUUAGUAAAUGUGAUACAGUGGUAAAAGGAUAAACAGCACAGGGAGUCCAUAUGGUUCUUGGUUGGUUUGUACAGUGUUCAUGGGUCAAGAAGUGGCCAGACCGUAGGAUAUAGGCAGGCUAGAUUUACACCGUGUUUAAUAAAAGGAGGCAGACUACAAGAUUUCCAUCUCACAUGGAAUUCUGGGAACUGCAGUUGAUCACAUGAUGAUAGGUUUAUUGGCCAGUGGACUACAAGUGGAUUUAUAACCAAGAGGUCAAAGGUCGAAUGAAACAUCAGAGGGUCGUCUAUCUGUCCCACCUGUUAGACAUCAAAGAAAAACCAGCCAUGCUGCUCACAGCAACUGGCAUUUAAAACAAUUAAGUUUCCUGUCAAGUCCCUGUGAUGAAUUAUCCGGAAGCUUUACCCGCUGUAAUUCUAAAUCUUCCCAACAAGUGCCUUUGUUGUAGAGAAAUUAAUGAAAACAAGAUUGUCUUUCAUAGGAGCUGAUCUAACAGCGCGACAGCCAGCUGCUCUUCUUUGGGAAUAAAAACAGUCAGCAUUAAACACAGCUCGCACAAAAUACUUUUUUUUUUUUUUAUCUACCACUCGUGUGGAAAACAAAUCAGGCGGCGAGCGCAGUGGCCAUCUGUUUUGUUAUUUGAUAUGUGUGAAUACAUGUUGUAAUGACUUUGUUUGUGAAUCACUCUGCGCGGCAGAACACACGAGAGCUCUCGAAGUGCUGGAGUGUUCAAAGCUAAUCAUAUAAUUGGACACAAUAGUCGAUGACAAAUGGAGACGCUUGGAGCCAGCCAGCUGGGGAAGUGAAUAUGUAAUCAUUGUAAAAUCAUAUCAUUUUUGCAUAUUUGAAGACAGCUUAAUAGAGUUUGCGUGUCAGCACACUAUAAAAUGAUGAUCAGAGACAGUGUUGCUGUAUUUGUUUUUCUAAAUAGUGCUUUGUUGGACGACUAAUCUUUAUCAUGAUUAAAAGGGUUUCUCAAGA
Perca fluviatilis (European perch) is the source of this 6351-nucleotide messenger RNA. It is a transcript of the gene gpr18, whose product is annotated as G protein-coupled receptor 18. The transcript has 3 exons. Gene Ontology annotation, cellular component: membrane. Lineage: Eukaryota; Metazoa; Chordata; Actinopteri; Perciformes; Percidae. Gene Ontology annotation, biological process: phospholipase C-activating G protein-coupled receptor signaling pathway; positive regulation of Rho protein signal transduction. The record is from RefSeq and is a predicted model, not a curated record. Gene Ontology annotation, molecular function: G protein-coupled receptor activity. Bases 2680 to 3699 code for a protein of 339 amino acids.